CUCACUCUGCUAGAUCUGGGGAGGAGCCGGCCGAGCAGUGGGAGGAGGCGGCGUCGGCGUCGGCGUCGGUCUGUGGGGGAGGCGAGGAGGCUGCGCCGGCGCCGGCGUGCGGCCGUGGGGGACGCGAGGUCGGCACGGCGUCGACGGUGGACCGCAGCAGCUUUAUCAGCAGUACGUCUCACUCCCUCGCAUCAACCGGGUACGCCGGCGUCGGCGACGGCAUCGUUAUUCGUUACAUCCCCCACCGGCGGUGCCGUAUUCUCUCUCGUCGGAAAACGCCCGGCUGCCCCCAUCCAAAGCCGGUGGCACCGCUGGCCGUGCUCCUCGAGGGGCGAGGGCGAGCCUCUCGGUCCUCGGCUGCUCCGCGGCCAUGGACGGUGUGACCUCACUCUCCUCCCUCACGUUUUCCAGAAGCACAAGCAGCCAGCGGAUGUCAAUUGCUGUGUACAUAUCACCUAAUGGGCGGUGGCUUUUUCGGUCCGUGCCUCCUGCAACCAUCGCGACCGCGUCUGCCCCGAAUUCCAUUCAGCCACCAGCGCCUGCCCUGGAUUCCAUCUCUGCCUUCCGAGGCGACGCACAUCGCCUUUCCCCCAUCUCCGUUUGGCCGCGCGUUCUCCGCCAGGCAGCGUGCUACCUCGGCGCCUUCCUCCUCCAGCACAACUUCAAAUCUGAUCAUUUAUUUGCGAGAUGAAGAAUGCAAAAUUGUGUCAAUCUUGUCCGGC
Molecule: messenger RNA, 722 nt
Organism: Oryza brachyantha (malo sina)
Lineage: Eukaryota; Viridiplantae; Streptophyta; Magnoliopsida; Poales; Poaceae
Exons: 3
Coding region: 371-691 (106 amino acids)
Source: RefSeq, a predicted model, not a curated record